CCCACAGCCAACAGCCAUAUCCACAGCUUUAGUGCUUCCAAUAAUUCAGGAAUAAUAUCCAUCAUGAACUUCAACAAGAUCUUCGUUUUUGUGGCCCUCAUCCUGGCCAUUAGCUUGGGCCAGUCGGAGGCAGGUUGGCUUAAGAAGCUUGGCAAGAGGAUUGAACGCAUUGGACAGCACACUCGUGAUGCCACCAUCCAAGCCCUGGGAAUUGCUCAACAGGCCGCCAAUGUGGCAGCCACUGCCAGAGGUUGAGGAUGAAAUAUCCUUGAGAGAACUCUCCUAGGAUAACCUGCUUAAUUAUAAACACUUAUUUAUUUGCAAUCACAUAGAAAUAAACCAUGUUAGAAUUUACAACCCCGUAA
Molecule: messenger RNA, 365 nt
Organism: Drosophila kikkawai
Lineage: Eukaryota; Metazoa; Arthropoda; Insecta; Diptera; Drosophilidae
Product: cecropin-C
Biological process (GO): antibacterial humoral response; defense response to Gram-negative bacterium; defense response to Gram-positive bacterium
Cellular component (GO): extracellular region
Source: RefSeq, a predicted model, not a curated record